Amphibalanus amphitrite is the source of this 5919-nucleotide messenger RNA. Its product is annotated as mitogen-activated protein kinase-binding protein 1-like. Gene Ontology annotation, molecular function: protein binding. The record is from RefSeq and is a predicted model, not a curated record. The transcript has 31 exons. Gene Ontology annotation, biological process: mitotic spindle organization; regulation of mitotic cell cycle. The coding region runs from base 717 to 5255 and encodes 1512 amino acids. Gene Ontology annotation, cellular component: mitotic spindle. Lineage: Eukaryota; Metazoa; Arthropoda; Thecostraca; Balanomorpha; Balanidae.
GCUUCCAAAACGGGGAUAAGAUGACAGGUGGCGCUGUGCUCCUCUUAGCGGUGGCGCCACAGCUGCUGCCUUAGAUGAAUUUACAUCUGCUGCCUAGCGCCACAUUUCGAAGACCGAAAGUAAUUGGUGCAAUCGCUUGCAAUCGGUCAACUUGCACUAGUUACUUGUCAAUGCAUUUCAAGUCAAUCGGACUUGAAAUUUGCAUUUUGCUUGGUUAUGGGCUGCUUCUCUCUUACGUUUACAAAGUUACCGUUGAUAUACACCCUCUCAUGGCCAUCUUUUCUCUUUCAAAACCUUUGACGAUCGUGAGCCUGAAAGUCAUUUCGCCGACUUUUGUAUUUAGCUGCAGCGUUCAGAUAUGUAUGCGGCGUAAUCGCCGCAGUAUCCGGAAAAUAAAUAUUUCCACAGUGCUAUUUCGCAUUUUGAAGAGAAGGGAGCGUUAUCUGUGUGUGGUGCUGCUGGUCGUAGCUUUAGCCGGUUUUGUUGAUAUUUUGCUCGAUAAGUGGCGUUGAACCAGUAAUCGGUAAUCAGUAAUCAGUAAUCGUGAGAAGUACCGGACAUCUGAGAAAAGACUGAUCCUGACCGUCUGGCCACUGCUGUGCUGACAACGGGCCACCCGCCUGAAAUUUGAAUUAUUGGGAGCAAUCGGCACGCGUCCUACGCUGACCCUCGGCCGACCCACCAUGCGGUGACCAGGUCAGCCGGUGACAGUCGUCAUGGAGCCGCCCGCCCCGCCGCGGCGGGUCAUCCGGCCGCCGACGCUGAAACGCGGCCGCUCGCAGGACGUCCACCACAGCGAGAAGAUCCGGCUGGAGCGGGUCCUCGGCGUCACAGUCAGCAGUAACGCCGCCGUCGAUGUCUCCCCCACCGAGGGCAUCGUGGCCUACCCGGCCGGGUGCACGGUGGUGCUGUACAACCCGAAGAAGAACAAGCAGUCGCACCUGCUCAACACGUCGCGGAAGCCGAUCACGUCCGUGCGUUUUUCGGCCGAUGGCCGGUACCUGGUGACGGGCGAGUGUGGCCACCAGCCGGCCGUGCGAGUCUGGAGCGUGCAGGACAAGGUGCUGCUACAGGAGUUCCUCGUGCACAAAUAUGGCAUCACAUGUGUGGGCUUCUCUCCGGGCAACAAGUACGUGGUGUCGGUGGGCUUCCAACACGACAUGAUUGUCAACGUGUGGGACUGGCAGCGGAACGUCAAGGUGGCGUCCAACAAGGUCAGCUCUCGCGUCAAGGCGGUGUCGUUCGCCGAGAACGGCAGUUACUUCGUCACCGUCGGCAACCGGCACGUCAAGUUCUGGUACCUCGAGCUCUCCAGGUCGUCAAAGUUCAAGGAGGCGAUGCCUCUGACGGGUCGCUCGGCGAUCCUCGGGGAGCAGCGCAACAACUACUUCUGUGACGUGGCGUGCGGCCGGGGCGAGAUGGGCGACUCGACGUACGCCAUCACCCGGUCGGGCCUGCUCUGCGAGUUCAACAACCGGCGCCUGCUCGACAAAUGGGUGGAACUGCGGACGCAGACGGCCAACUGUAUGACGGCCGGCGAGCAGCUCAUCUUCAUCGGCUGCGCGGACGGCAUCGUGCGCUGCUUCUCGCCGCACACGCUCCAGUUUGUCACCACUCUGCCGCGGACACACUACCUGGGCGUGGACCUGGCCAGGGGGCUGGCUAUUAGUCACAUGGCGGCGCACCCGGCCGGCAGCCGGUACCCGGACUGUGUCGGAGUCACCUACGACGAGACCGCCCACAAGGUCACCUGCUUCUACAACGACCACUCCGUCUACGUCUGGGACGUGCGAGACAUCACCAAGGUGGGCAAGUCUCACUCGUUCCUGUACCACUCGGCGUGUAUCUGGGGCGUGGAGACGUACCCUCAGGUGGACGGACUGAAAUCCGUGCUGCCGCCGGGCUCCUUCGUCACUUGCAGCUCGGACGACACGAUUAGGGUGUGGAACCUCGACCCCAACAUGCCCAACAACACCGUCUACAAGCGCAACAUCUACAGCAAUGACCUGCUGAAGAUCCUCUACAUCGACCCGUCACUCCAGUACCUGAAGGACGUCGACCAAGGCUCCCGAGAGAACGCCGACAAAACCGACCCCAACUACGACUGUAAGAACGGCGUGCGCUGCAUCAAAAUAUCGCCGGACGGAAAACAGCUGGCCUCCGGCGACCGGCAGGGAAACAUACGGGUACACGAGCUGCAGUUUAUGGACGAGCUGUGUAAGAUUGAAGCGCACGACGCCGAGGUGCUGUGUCUGGAGUUCAGUCGACCCGACUCUGGCUGGAGGCUGCUCUCGUCCGCCUCCAGGGACCGGCUCAUCCACCUCUUCAACGCUGACCAGGACUACCAGUUCCUGCAGACGCUGGACGACCACAGCUCCUCCAUCACGGCGGUGCGCUUCUUCCAGCACCAGGAGCGGCUGUUUAUGGUCAGCUGCGGCGCCGACAAGUCGGUCAUCUUCAGACAGGCGGCACUGAACGCGGAGCGUCAGCUGCAGUUCGCUCUCAGCCAUAACGUGGUCGGCAAGACGACCCUGUACGAUAUGGAGGUGGACCACAGUCAGAGGCACAUCCUCACCGCCUGCCAGGACCGCAACAUCCGCGUCUACAACGUCUCCAACGGCAAGCACAGCAAGACGUUCAAGGGCAGCAUCGCAGACGACGGCACCCUCAUCAAGCUCUCGAUGGACCAGUCUGGCAUCUACGUGGCCACGUCAUGCACGGACAAGACGCUGUACGUGUACGACUACCACUCGGGUGACUGCAUGGCCUCCAUGUUCGGACACAGCGAACUCGUCACCGGACUCAGGUUCACCAACGACUGCCGGCACCUGAUCACCGUCUCCGGCGACGGCUGUGUGUUCGUGUGGCGUGUGCCGCACGACAUGACGCAGACGAUGCUGGCGCGGCUGCAGCAGCAGGCUCGCCGCAGCCGGCGCCGGCAGACACACUCGGCACCGCCGCCCACCGACGCGGCCGGCACCGCGCCACUGCACAUGUUCGACUCGAACGCCAACGAACGGGACGGCAGUGAUUAUAGGUUCAGUCCGGGCGGCCUACCUCAGUGGGCUAAACGGAAGGUAACAGAGACGUCCGUGUCACCAACUAACGAGCGAACAGUCGACUUCCCCAAGGGCCGCUGGGCGCAGCGGAUAGACUCGGCUGGGAUGACAGUGAAGUCCAUCUACGACCGGGACAGCGUCAUACCGUUCCCCGGACAAGACCGCCGUCGUGCCGGCCAGCCGGACUCUGAGGGCUCCAAGGACAGCUCACUGGAGGACUCGACCACAGCCAGCAGCAGGGAGCAGUCAUCACGGCCGCCUCGCGGCCAGGGAAAUGGGUUCGUGCCGAACGCCCACAGCCUGAGAGAGAUCCUCGGAAACCGCACCAACCAACGGCUGUCGAGGAGCUCGCGACGCUCAGAGCUGAUUGAGGCUCGGAACCGACCGCUCACCGACGACUCGUCCGACCUGGGCAGCUACCGACCCGACGACGGUACCACGGACCACGACGGAGACAUUGACGACUACAGUGAGCCAGAGUCGACUGAGAACGAGGCGGCCGAGACGCCCAUGUACUACCCGCAACCGACCGACGACGGCGCCAGUUCACCGUUCACGGUGAACGCCAUGGACCAGGAGGAGCUGCGCCGGUCGGUGCGGCGGGCGCGCCGGCCGCGGCCCGCCCACCUGACACUGGCGCCGCUGGCCGGCCUGGCUUCGGACGCCGGCACGGCCACUCAGGACGACUCCGAUGACCUGGAGGAAGAAGAGGAGGUCAGCACGCCGUCGGCCGACACGGACGGACAGACCAGAGCCGGACUCCACACCUCAGCCAGCAUGGAGAGUAUAGACAAGAUCGGUCAGCAUGAGAAGUUCUUGGCGAAAAACUUCGAGUCGCUGGACGGGGAGGACGAGCCCGCAGAGGGAGCCGGCGAGUCGCCCAAUCACAAAAACAGUAUUUCCAGCAAGUUCCUGGUGGGCCGCAGCUACACGUCCACGACGGUACGCUCUCAGGAGAGCCAGCGGAAACGCGAGGAGCUCCAGCGACGGAUCCAGGAGACGCGACGGAAACUGCAAGGUAUCGGGUACAGGUCGGGCAACCUGAAGGCUAGCCAGAGCUACGCGGACCUGAGCUACGGCGGUUCGCCGGGCCGCGCCGGCGGCCGGCCGCCCUAUAACUCCGCCUCCGCCGCCGCCGCCGCUGCUAACUCCGCUAACCGGCUGCAUGGGGCAGUGCGCACCAGCGCGGCGGGCGCCGUGGACCCGGAGCCGGCUGGCGGACUGCGGCGCGCCGUCUCCCUGAGCGACCUCACCGACGCCAGCACGCCGCGCCGCCUGCUGCCAUCCACCCCGGCCGUGUCAGGGAAGAAGACGACGUCCAAGAAGCAGCCGCGGCCCAGCUCGGCGCUGGCUCGCAGCUCAUCCAUGAAUCUGCUCAACCAGACGGACAGUGACAGCGGCCUGAGCCGCUCGUCACGGACCGUCGGGAGCCCAAUGCGGCCCACCAUCGCCUCGCUCAACAAACAGAAGGCGCCGGCAUCGGCGGCCACCUCCUACCGACGCGGCCUCUCGGGCGCCGUCAGUGUCGGCGACAUGCGGGUACUAGAGGCCGACUCGAGUUCCGAGGAGCCCCUCUCGCCGAGCGAGUCUCGCGGUCAGACGGGCCCGUUCAAAGGCCGGGCGUCCAGCGUGGACCGAUUGGCAGCCAGCCGACUGAGCGGAGCCGGCGGCCGCGGCGGCGCCGGCUCGGAGCGGGACCUGAGCCGAGCGGCGCGAGAGGUCACCAGUCGCCUGACGGCCACCGUCACCAAAACCCGACAGCAGACCGUCACCAAACGGCAGACGGUCACGCUGAAGGGGUACGGUGUUCGGGAAUCGAGUCCAGACACAGACUGGGAUGCGCUGGGCUCCGAGCCGCAGCCCGACCUGUCCUCAGUGCCAUUGACCCGCGAGCUGUGCGAGCUGGAGCUGUUCCGGCUGCAGCGGCAGGCCGAGCGUGUCCUGCAGCUGGCCCACCGACUCUCGGACGAGCCGCCCUCGGAGCCGGCGGGCACCGAGCUGCCGCUGCUGCUCCGCUCCGGCGCCGCCGCCUGUCUGGCCGCCCUGCAGCCGGUGGCGGCGCCGGCCGGCAAGGCGGGCCCGCUGCCCGACCUGCCGCCAGCCGCCGCCGCCAACCCGGCCAUGGUGCAGAUGAUGCAGCAGUACUCGGACGCGCUCCUCACCAUGAUGCACCAGCGAAUGCAGCCGCCCGGCUAGCGGCCGCCCGCCUGCCGGACUCUCCUGUGUCAUGUGUCUGUGCGGCCCCGGGCGGCCGCGCUCAGCGGUUCCGCAAGGAACGGGCCGGCUACCGACGCUCAGCGCCCGCGGUGGACCGAAAUAUUGGCAGCUUCUCCAAUCGGAAUAUGGCACACAGAAGCAGUGUUUCAAGUUUUGAACGUGACGUUCAACGCUUUUAAACCGCGACGCUUGUGUACUAUUUUUCCGUAGGGCUGCUGUUUCCGAAAUAUUUUGAAGCUUUAUCUGUGUGGCUACGGCCACCAGCUUUGGAGACCGUUGUGGAGCUUAGCGCGGCUUUGGCUCGCGCGCCUCCCCCGCGCGGGGAGCCGCGUCUGAGCCGUCGUCGCCAGCCGCGCCACGCGCCGUGCCAAAUGCGCCGUAGACGCCGCACGGCCGCCACCGCAGCGCGGAGUCCAGUAUUCGCGCGGCGCCUGCUUUAAUAACGGCCUAACCAGCGCGCCGGGGCGGGCCGGCGACUCGUGUGCCAACGGGGGGCGCCGGCGCCCUCUGCUCCCCUCUGUAGUACCGUGCCCUGUGAGUAUGUGCAUAUGUGGACUGAGCUGUGCAGAAUGUGCCGUCUAUGUAACUGUGUACAUACCAUUGUCACUGCAUUGAUGAUGCGGUAAUACAAGCUCGCUCUCGA